AUGGCGAUCUCCAACUUUGCCCUGGGCUUCCUCGGGAUUUACGGCGCCACAGGUCACGAGGAGAAUGGCGCGCGUUACCCGCGAACAGUGAUGCGGUCCGAGCUCCAGGCAAUUGGUUUCGCCGUGCUGGGUUACCUGGACCAGAACCUCACGUCGGUGAUCGUGAACAGGCCUUCCAACAACCUGCAGAAGGGGCCAGGCUAUCAUUUGGUUCUGUUUGUCAGGGGAGCUUUGAUGCUGCCUGUCUGGGUUGUAUUGGGCCUGCCUUUUUCCGUGGCCGCGACAGUGCCCAGCACUCUUCCUGGGGCGCUGAAGUUCCUGCCACGUGCCGUGCUGCAGGGCGUGUUCUUCUACAUGGGCGUCGCAAGCUUGACCGGCAGCAACCUUUUCGACCGCCUCUUUCUGUGGCUGAUCUGA
Molecule: messenger RNA, 417 nt
Organism: Symbiodinium natans
Lineage: Eukaryota; Dinophyceae; Suessiales; Symbiodiniaceae
Source: the annotation of a GenBank genome assembly